AUGAGUGACGAAGAAGACCCUGUUGUUAGCGAGAUGCCAGUGUUCUUGUCACAUGCCUUGGAAAAUCAGCUGUUUGUACUCCAAUAUCCUACAACACCUGCAGGACGUUCUCAAGAGAAUGACAACAUUAUUAAGUGCUCCUUCAAACCAAACAACCAAGAGCUUGUGAUGGAGAAGGCGAUUGACACAAACUCUCGUAACUACGACAUAAGCCACGGAAAGCAGAUUGCAAUCGACGUUGACGACAGAAAGAACCAGAAGCCCAGUGAGAAAUAUUUCCAAAGUAAUGCGAUGGACAAACAGACGCUCCAGUCCACUCGAGUGAUCACAGACGAAGGCACUGUUGCCGUGGCUACCGUCUGUGAUGGUAAAAUGAUCAUUUCUCCUAUCCAAGGAGUAUUGAGUGUAAACCCAAUCUUACCACAUCUCGAUGUCACAUAUAAAAGAGCCAAGGAAGAGGCUAAGGACAUGGGAGAAGAUGUUUCGGAAGAGGAAUCAGAUACCGGUAAUAAAGAAAGAUGUCAGGUUAAGUUUGCUGGGCUAGAGAGCGAUAAAAAAGCAAAGGAAAAAUCAUACAACUUCUUGACUAAACGUAGUGCCGAGGAGAAGUGGUAUGAGACACAGUACCAUCCAUCCAGUAGUAAGAUGGCCGAGGUGGAGAGGUCCAAAUUGACAGCUGUAGAGCUAGAAGAUCAAAUGGACUCUAUGUGUUUAACACCCCGUCAGUACAUGGACAGUAUUGUCCCAGUGCAAAUGGACCCCCCCUCGGAGUUUCCGAGUGUGUCUGAUUUUGUGUUGGAAAUUAUAAAACGAGUGAAGAUAAUGACAUUCAGUCAAUUGUCAUCAUUGGCGGCAGGUGCAGGAGAACCAGAUGAGGUGGAGCUGUUACGCAGCAUACAAGAGGUGGCAGUUUUAGUACAAGGCAACUGGGUGAUCAACAGCAAGUGCCUCUAUGGUAAAGGCACAUUGAGUCCUAACAACGGGGUGUCGGCAGAACUCAUGUGUCGUGCUCGAGAUUACAUUCUCUACGAAUUUUCCGAGGGGAAAAUUCUUCAACGGAGGCAGGUCGCUGAAAUGGUGGCACUGCCUCCCGAGGAAAUCGAGGGGAUGUUUUCUCAAGUGGCAAAGAAGUCGAAGCCAAAGAAAGGUUGGGAGCUGGCAUUGCCUCCCGACAAUGACUUCAUAGAGAGGAACCCAGAGGUGGUUAGUCAGCAAAAAAGAGCCUGGGCGACCAAGUACAAACAACUCAUGGAGACUUUCAAAGAGGAGAAAACCUUGAGAUCUCUGAGAAGGAAGUCCUCUAUGAGUGGAUCUGACUUAGAAACCAUUCGUCCAAAACUCAGAAAAGAUGUAAAAAAUGUAUAA
Molecule: messenger RNA, 1365 nt
Organism: Macrosteles quadrilineatus (aster leafhopper)
Lineage: Eukaryota; Metazoa; Arthropoda; Insecta; Hemiptera; Cicadellidae
Product: DNA-directed RNA polymerase III subunit RPC5-like
Exons: 10
Coding region: 1-1365 (454 amino acids)
Biological process (GO): DNA-templated transcription
Cellular component (GO): RNA polymerase III complex; nucleus
Source: RefSeq, a predicted model, not a curated record